Molecule: messenger RNA, 1521 nt
Organism: Diaporthe amygdali
Lineage: Eukaryota; Fungi; Ascomycota; Sordariomycetes; Diaporthales; Diaporthaceae
Product: histone acetyltransferase esa1
Exons: 2
Coding region: 1-1521 (506 amino acids)
Biological process (GO): regulation of DNA-templated transcription
Molecular function (GO): histone acetyltransferase activity
Source: RefSeq, a predicted model, not a curated record
AUGAGUCCGGGCGCUCUUAAUGGAGAGGCUGUCGUUGGCAGCGAUGGGUCGCGAAAAAAGGGCAAGGCGACACCCGACACAAUCGUGGUCGGGUGCAUUGCUAUGGUGCAGAAGAACGGCCACCCACGCCGCGCAGAAAUCCUAGGCAUCAAGGACACAAAGAGCGGCCGCCAGUAUUACUGCAACUUCGACAACUUCAACAAGCGACUUGAUGAAUGGGUGCCACUCUCCAGGAUCGACUUUGAACAAGACGUCGAGUGGCCAAACCCGGACAAAGACAAGCCCAAGGACGGUAAGACUAAGAAGGGGGCAGUAGCACCGUCCAAGAAAACACAGCCCGGGAAGAGACCGCAGAAACGACCUCCACCAGGAAAGCGAGAGCAGUCCAUCACUUCCGAGGCUCAGACGCCGCACCCAUGGCCAGACUUUGUGGACUCCCAGUCGCAAACGCAGAAGGGCACUCCCACUGGGGACGAAGGCCCCGAUGUGGCUACGCCGACCCAAGAUGCCGCACCUACGCCUGCGGCCGCAGACGAGAUGGAUGUGGACGGUGACGAGACACCAAAAGUUGACUCGUUCAGCAGAGAGGAUGAGAUCGAAAAGCUGCGAACAUCAGGGUCCAUGACCCAGAAUCCCACCGAGAUUGCCCGCAUCAGAAACAUAUCGACAGUUCAGUUUGGUCAACAUGACCUUUUCCCUUGGUACUUCUCGCCGUAUCCAGAGGCUUUCACUCAGGAGGACGUUAUUUACAUCUGCGAGUUCUGCCUCAGCUAUUAUGGCGAUUUUACUAGCUUCAAACGCCACCGUCACAAGUGCACGUUGCAACACCCGCCAGGAAACGAGAUCUACAGAGACGAUUGGGUCUCAUUCUGGGAGAUUGACGGGCGGAGGCAGCGGACAUGGUGUAGGAAUCUUUGUCUAUUAUCGAAGAUGUUCCUCGACCACAAAACCCUUUACUACGACGUGGACCCAUUCUUAUUCUACGUCAUGACCAGGCGGACGGAGAAGGGCUGCCACCUCGUCGGAUAUUUUUCUAAAGAAAAGGAGAGUGCCGACGGCUACAAUGUGGCAUGUAUUCUAACCCUGCCUCAGUACCAACGCAAAGGCUAUGGCCGGUUGUUGAUCCAAUUCUCUUACGAGCUGUCGAAGAUCGAAGGCAAGCUCGGGUCGCCCGAAAAACCUCUCUCUGAUCUGGGUCUCCUAAGUUACCGGCAAUACUGGAUUGAAAACAUUGUUGACAUGCUUCUCGAGUACCACGAUAAAGACGAUAGGUGCAGCAUUGAACAAAUUUCCUCAGCCUUGGCCAUGACUACGCAGGACGUCGAGCACACUCUCCAGGCGUACAAGAUGCAGGUUUACCACAAGAGUGAGCACAAGAUUGUUGUGCCCAACAGCCAGAUGGAGGCGCACAACAAACGAAUGGAGAAAAAGAAGAAGCUGGUAUGGAGAGAGAUCAAACCUGAUUUGAUUCAGUGGAAGCCGCCUGUUUUCACUGCUUCGAACAGGACAUGGGGCUGGUAA